Molecule: messenger RNA, 1638 nt
Organism: Rubroshorea leprosula
Lineage: Eukaryota; Viridiplantae; Streptophyta; Magnoliopsida; Malvales; Dipterocarpaceae
Source: the annotation of a GenBank genome assembly
GAUACGUUUCCAGGUUAUGCCUUUUCAAAUACCGCUUCAUUUGGUAUUACAUACACUGUGAAACAGGAAGCUAACUAGUACUAGUUGACAUAUCAAGGAGCUGUUUCAGCCAUGAAAUCCCCUGGCCUUGGAGAUCUAGGAUGUAUGGAAUUUACUUCACACACACCCCAUUUUUUCAAGAUAAUUCUUGACGACACUGGCAGAUGUGAAAAGCUAAGGAUUCCGGAGAAGUUUGCAAAAAGAUAUGGAAGUGAUAUUUUGAGUCCAGUGUUCCUUAAGGUACCAAGUGGGGCAGUGUGGGAAGUAGAAUUAAAAAUGUGUGAUGAUGAUACGUGGCUGUGGAAUGGGUGGUCUGAAUUUGCAAAGCAUUAUUCUCUUGGUUAUGGAUCCUUUCUUGUUUUUAGAUAUGAAGGGAAUUGCCAUUUCCAUGUGAUCAUAUUUGACAAGACUGCUUUGGAGAUAGCAUAUCCAUGCGUUAGAACUCAUGUCAAGGUUCCUAAUCCUACUAAUGGUGGAUUUCAAGAUCUUAUGAUGGAAGAUGAUAUCUCAGUUGAAAUCUUGGAUGAGGUUCCACCAUCCAAGAAAACAAGAGUGAGAUCAGCAUCACCGAGCAGCCAACCUCGAAGGAUGACGAGAUCCACUUCAAAUCUAAGAUCUCCAGACAUCAAACCCAGCAGGGUUAAGUAUGAGAUCCAAGAGCCAGAAUUUGAUGCUAAAAGAAGUGGUAAACAUCCACAAAAAAUGGAAGUUUGCAGAAGGAAGCCAACAUUGGGACACAAGGAGAGAGAGAAAGCCCUUCUGCGAGCCAGUUCAUUCAACUCAAAACAUCCCUUCUUUGCAGUUGUCAUGCAACCAUCAUAUAUUUAUGAUAAGUGUAGAAUGACUUGGUCUGUUGUGUGUUCUAGAGAGAAGAAGCCUAAACUUCUUUGUGGUUGGAAAGAAUUUGCACAGGGAAACAAUUUAGAAGUUGGUGAUGUUUGUGUCUUUGAGAUGAUCAACCAGACCAAGAUCACUUUUAGUGUAGCAAUUUUCCGCAAUGUUCAAGAUGCAAAAAUUGGCCAAGCACCAGUUGGUUGCAGUGAAAUGUCCAGUCCUGCUCAAAAAUGCUGCAUACCUGAUGUUCCUACUAGAAAACGGGCACUGGUUCCAACUGAAAAAGCUAGAGAUCCUCCAAGAGUCACUUCGUUCAAAUCUGAAAACCCCUCUUUUACAGUCACAAUUCAGCCAUCAUAUGUUCACUCUGAUGUGAAUGUGCCAUGUUUCUUUGUAGAGGAACAUGUCAAGCAGAAUGUAGAGGAUGUGAAACUUCAGAUUGGUGACAGAUUAUGGCCUGUUAAGUUGCUCAGAUCUUCAAGGUAUAGGAAGACAAAGCUGACUUCUGGUUGGGGUACAUUUGUGACACAGAAUUCCGUCAAGGUUGGAGAAGUGUGUAUGUUUGAGCUGAUUAAUAGGGAGGAAGCUGUGCUGAAAGUGCACAUUUUCAGAAAAUCUGCUGAGUAAAUGGUGUUUUUCAAUUGCAUUUUUUUUCCCCUGUUUGUUGAAGGUGGUUGUUUUCGGAUUAUAAAUCUCACUCUUUUUUUUUUUUUUUUUUUUUUUUUUGGUGCAUAGGACAGUGCUUAAUAAUCAAGAAUUGACUGC